Molecule: messenger RNA, 2916 nt
Organism: Acanthaster planci (crown-of-thorns starfish)
Lineage: Eukaryota; Metazoa; Echinodermata; Asteroidea; Valvatida; Acanthasteridae
Product: dynein light chain Tctex-type protein 2B-like
Biological process (GO): microtubule-based movement
Cellular component (GO): cytoplasmic dynein complex; cytoplasm
Molecular function (GO): dynein intermediate chain binding
Source: RefSeq, a predicted model, not a curated record
UUUCCCCAGAAAAGUGCAAGUGGUGGUCGCCAUUCCUUUUGCUUACUGUACAGUGAUUGGACUACAGUUUUGUCAACCGUCACGGUAGCAUUCAGUACUCCGUUGUUAUGCGGCCUCCUGCAGUGGUGAUUUAAGGUCUGAUGGAAGCAACAGGGGCCAUGUCUCCUGUGAUUUUGUUUGUUGUGUUUCUUUCUUGUUUUGACACAUUGGAGAAGGGCUGUUUUGGACGUUUAUUUUCCUUUUGGUGCGUGUAAAAAUCCCCCAGAUUUAGCUGUACCUUAAGAAAGAAAUAUCAUACAAUGUCGCAUCAUCCGAAGAAAUUCCCAAAUCUUUAGGCUUCUCAAUCCCCCUGAAAAAAUGUUCGGGAUCCGUCCACGAGCUAAUGGAGAUGAAAAAUUAACAAAUGGAGCUCCCCACAGAUUUUUGCGAUCGUGGAGGCUGAUUGAACAUAAAGUUGCCUCAAGUUUCUGUUAAAUUUACAUAGGAUACCAUCUGUCUGUUUAACAUGCCAUCCACAUAAAAUGAAGGUUCUUCCAAACUGCCGUUUCCUCCGGGCAAAGAAUGCUAUUGACGGCUUUUUCUCUCUUCCCUUCCGCGUCGCCCAUUCUCUGGCUUAGUCCCAUCCUGUCGAUGAAAACAAACCCCUAGUUCCGUUGCUGUUUGUCGUAACUAGGUGAGGCACUGUGCCCCUUAUACCCAAUCUGUCUGGAAUCCUUUUGUCCUUGCGCCUCGCAGAAUUAGGCCCCUUACAAAAGGGCCCCUAAAUUCCCCCUUAGGCGCCUUUUCCAAUUCAGGUUGAGUGGAGUCACUAUACAGAGCCCUCUCAAAUCGGUGUAAGUCUUUCGUCAAACACCCUCAGUGCUUACAACACUAAGCUUGGACAGUGGUACGAGACCCAAGAAAGUACAGCCCUGAGACAGAAGCUCGAAAACUGGAUUUAAUUCCAAGUGUCUCGAAGAUCAGAAGCAAGUAUUGGAUAUUGGACAGAAUAGCGACUUAUAACAGAAAGCCCUGAAUGUCGUACCGUGUAAAAGGCACCUGUCCACUUUCGAGCAAGCACAAAGCACAAGGGCCAACAUGAGCUAAGGAGAUGGCGGCUUACAAAUCAUGCAUCACCGGUGGCUUUCGUGAUCCUGGCUUAAGUUUCCAGAUGACAGAGCAGGUCUGAAAGCUUUCGCUUUUCUCCUGAUUGAAAAGGCGGCGUUUAAAGGACGCUUAAUCUCGACUGGUGGACUACAGACCGAAUGCAUACAAGGUAGUGUCACGACGGGAGAUACACGCACAGUUUCCUCUCCGUAUUUACAAGUGGGGAAGAUGUGGGCUCAUGCAUCGGCGGCACGACAUUCUCUGCAUGCCACGCAUGUUUUAUGUUAGGAUCGAUUGUUUAAAUUGAAAACUACAAUUUUGAUGAGAAACUUCGUGUCAGAUCACCAAAGGAUUUUUAAGUAGCGAACCACAUCACUUGUGUUUUAAGGCUAUAAGUCUUAUCCAAAAAAAAAAGAAACCCUGGAGAUUUAUCAUUCGUGAAUUUUAAGAUUGAGCUCCGAAUGGUAGACAGCAACCAACGGAGGAUGCCCAACAUUGCUGAGACGUCGACUCCAAGGGCCAGUCCGUCACCGGUACCACGCGUCGUUCUCCCCGGUCAGGUGCCGGGCAGCAACAAGGGUCAGCUCCCCAGCUGUAACAACGGCGUCAGCAACCCAGUCCGCGGCGCUGGCGGCCUGAUGACGGCACCCGGAGCCUCGGUCAUCCGCAAGUACUCCAUGGCACCGUCCAGCGUGGCCGGCAGCACGCGGAAGCUGAGCUCCAGUGCGACCACUACGCGGGGCGACGCCGUCCUCCAGGUGGAGAACACCUUCCAGCUAGAGCCGCACCCGGACUGCCACUUCAACGCGUCCCGAGUGGAGAAGAUGCUGCACUCCCUGAUGGAGACCAUGCUGGGCGGGGUGCAGUACGACGCCCAGACGGCGCCCGAACUAGCCCAAGCAUUAACCGAGGAUAUCAAGAUGAGAGUGAAGCUUCUCAAGUACGACAGACACAAAAUCGUAGUGCACGUCAUCCUCGGCUCACUGAAUGGUCAAGGAAUGCAGACGGUCAGUCGAAGUGUCUGGGACCAUCAAGUCGAUAACUACGCUUCUGCCUGCUACAACAACCGGACUCUCUUCGCUGUUACAAUGGUCCAUGCAACGUAUUUUGAAUAGCAGUGGAUUAAAGUUACAUUUAUAUACGUAUCCCAGCACUUUCAGAUUGCUGAGAAGUUCUGAUAAUCAAAGAUGAAAAUGGGGAUGCAGUGAAUAGUAAAAACUUUUACGCAAGGGGCUUUCAAUGUUAAGCUGCAGUCCAUGGUCAUCUGGCUUCUCAUUUUCGAUAAAACGAAUUACAUAGAUGGAAAGAAUCCUUCACCAAACAAAAUACCUAAACAUGUUUCGAAUGGGACUUUCGCCCAUACAAAAUCGAUUACUUACUGUCUCGUUGGAGAACUCGCCAUCACUGCAAUGGUAGUUUUUAAGUGGCUUAUUUUGUGAAUUCACAUUGAGGAUAUUAGACUGUACUGCUGGUUUGUAGCUGUGUGUACAUUGAUUUUUAUUUUGCGUAUGCUGUUUGUCCUCUUUGGGGGACUAAUAUCUAAAGUAGAGAAUUAAGAUGAUUUUGAAUGGAAAAAAAAACAAGUUGAACGCAAACGACUGAAUGAACCUGUAUCAAAUAUCUUCCUGGAACACGUUUAAAACCAACCGACUUUCGUCGCUGGCCUUUUUGACAUUGAACAUGAUCCAUUUCAGUCAGAUUGUUUUUCAAUUGUCGUGGGACGACUCUGUGUAACAAAUUUGGUACAAUACGGGAGAUUCACAAUAGUGCGCCACUAAGAGUUUGCAAUGUGUUGGCCAAUCAUACCGCGCGAAAUUUGUCGACCCUUUC